AUUAAGCGUUAAUUCUCUUGGGAUUUUAAAAGCACUAUAAUAAAAAGGGACAUAUAGCAAAGACAAUGGCUGACGACGCAUCAUCAUCCGUGACUUCAAAGAAGGAGGCAGCAGUGCUAAAGGACACCAGUCUCGCUGUGCUGUCGAGGGAGCUUGGGGCCGUAGACAAAUACAGCGGAUUAAUGCUCGGAAUGUAUCUAAAUGUCCCUACCACAACAAUCGUCAACAUCGCUAACGCUGCAUCAGACGAAGGGUACAGUGACGUCAGCGACAGAACCCGGAUUGACACUACACAGAAAAUACUGCUCACAUGGAAAGACUCUUGGAAAGACAUGCGUCCAAAGAUAAAAGAGCGGGAAAAAGUGAAAGAACUUGCACGAGCAGUAACUGAGAUGGGAAAGUCUGAAAUGGCAUCUGUGAUUACCGAAAAACACGCAGAAAACGCAGAACUGACGGCGGAUGCUUUCGUUGGACUCACGUCAUGAUUCUGAGUGUUAGACCUAAAAUAUUCAAUAUCUCAGGAAUUUCCACUCAUCCUGAAAAAAGACCCCUCAAUUUUUUCACCUUUAUAUUUGGUGUUAUUGCCAAACCAUUUGUACUGUGAGCCAAAGAUUGUCCAAGUCCUUUUAAUUAAGUUUUGAACAAAUUAAGUGCAGGUUUCAUCAUGUAGGCAACGCUUAUUCUGUAGUGCCGUCCAUUUUCGAUUCAGGCAUAUUAUUCUGUUUUUACUGCAACAUAUAAAAAUACUGUAUUUAUCGGUAGCUAAAUAUGUUUGCAAAUACUGUUUUGUUUGAUAACAAUUCUUAUCGAUAAAUAGCUUGUGUAGUCUAUUCA
Molecule: messenger RNA, 834 nt
Organism: Saccostrea echinata
Lineage: Eukaryota; Metazoa; Mollusca; Bivalvia; Ostreida; Ostreidae
Exons: 2
Coding region: 66-485 (139 amino acids)
Source: RefSeq, a predicted model, not a curated record